Aspergillus wentii DTO 134E9 is the source of this 1959-nucleotide messenger RNA. Its product is annotated as alpha-L-arabinofuranosidase A. Gene Ontology annotation, biological process: L-arabinose metabolic process. Lineage: Eukaryota; Fungi; Ascomycota; Eurotiomycetes; Eurotiales; Aspergillaceae. The record is from RefSeq and is a predicted model, not a curated record. The transcript has 7 exons. Gene Ontology annotation, molecular function: alpha-L-arabinofuranosidase activity. The coding region runs from base 35 to 1948 and encodes 637 amino acids.
GUUGGAUUUUGUCUAAAAGGGUAUGAGAAGCAAUAUGAUACGCAAAUAUCUCCUCACGUCAUUUUUGGCAGCGUGUACUGCCGCCGUUGAGAUCUCAGUUGCGUCUUCUGGUGGAAACACCACCAGCGGCCUGCAAUAUGGUAUUAUGGAAGAGGAAAUCAACCAUUGCGGUGAAGGUGGUCUAUACGCCGAACUGAUCCGCAACAGAGCCUUCCAGGGUGGCACCACAUAUCCUUCAUCGUUGGAUGCGUGGAUCCCCGUCAACGACGCAUCCCUUUCUCUCAAGAACCUGAGCUAUCCUCUUUCCUCUGCCUUGCCUACAUCCGUGAAUGUCAAAGGAACAGGUAAAGUCGGACUCGCGAAUCUGGGCUGGUGGGGGAUCGACGUCCAGGAACAGAAAUACACCGGAUCGUUUUAUGUAAAGGGGUCUUAUAAUGGGUCGUUUACGGCCUCGCUUCAGUCGAAUGAGACGAGUGAUGUAUUCGCCAGUGUGGAGAUUGCGUCGGCGAGUGUGAGGGGUGCAUGGACGCAGCAUAAUUUCACUCUUACCCCGACCAAGGCUGCGGGUGAUGUGAAGAAUACGUUUUCUAUUAGCUUCGAUGCUUCGCAAGCUGUGGAUGGUUCUCUCGACUUCAACCUCAUCAGCCUCUUCCCUCCGACAUGGAAUGACCGGCCGAAUGGAAUGCGCAAGGAUUUGAUGCAAACUCUUUCCGACAUGAAGCCUAAAUUCCUCCGCUUCCCUGGUGGCAACAACCUUGAAGGUGACACCAUUCCCGGCCGGUGGAAAUGGAACGAGACAAUCGGUGAUCUCAAAGAUCGGCCCGGUAGAGCUACUACCUGGGGUUACCAGGAGACUCUCGGAUUAGGUUUGAUCGAGUAUAUGGAAUGGUGUGAUGAUCUGGAAGUAGAGCCUAUCCUAGCAGUCUGGGCCGGAUUAGCCCUAAACGGCGACGUCGUCCCCGAAGCCGAUCUAGAACCGUAUAUCCAAGACGCUCUGGACGAGAUUGAAUUCCUCACUGGCGCUGAGGACACAGAACACGGUGCCUUGCGCGCAUCGCUGGGCUAUCCUACGCCAUGGACGAUCAAAUACGUCGAAGUCGGAAACGAAGAUAACCUUAACAAUGGACUGGAAUCGUACAAAUCAUAUCGCUUCCAGGCAUUCUACGAUGCUAUCAAAAAGAAGUAUCCCGAUAUCACAGUUCUGGCGUCAACGAUCGAUAUGACUCUUCCUGGUGUUGCGGGUGGUGAUUAUCAUCUAUACGAUGAGCCGGAUAACUUUGUGACCAAGUUUAAUUUCUUCGAUCAAUAUACUGAUGAACAUCCUAUUUUGCUUGGUGAAAUCGCCGCAACGCAAUUCAACGACGGAGGCGAGAUUAACUGGGAUGAUAAAAACUUCUCAUUAUAUCCGUGGUGGAUCGGGACUAUUUCCGAAGCUGUUUUCCUCAUGGGCGCAGAGCGGAACGCAGACAAGAUUCUUGGAACUACAUAUGCACCAUUCCUCAUGAACUUAGACAGCUACCAAUGGUCACCGACCCUGAUCGCCUUCAACGCAGACCCAUCCCAAACAGCCAAAUCGACAAGCUGGUAUCUCUACGAACUCCUCGCAACCUCGCACAUCACAAAUACCCUCCCCACAAACUCCUCGACCGGCUUCGGUCCCCUCUACUACGUCGCCGGUCUGGAUAACAGCACAAACUCGCAUGUCUUCAAGGCAGCCGUGUACAAUAGUACCGCCCCCGUGCCGGUCUCGCUUACCUUCUCUGGUGUGGAUGCGGGUACUUUGGCAGAAUUAACAGUCCUCACGGCCGGAAGCCCCUUCGCGAUGAACGAAGUUGGAGGGGAGUCGAAUGUGGUCGUUCGCAAUGUAUCGACCGUUACGGCUGGAACGGAGGGUGUGUUUGAGUUUGAGUUGCCGGAUUUGAGUGUUGCUAUUUUGAAGACGGAGUAGACAGCAUACGG